AAAGCAAUCCCAAACACCCCAUAGGUUCCCCUUCUCCAAAUAUGAUCUCCCUCAUCCCUCAAAUUAAAAGCUAAUAAGCAUUUUCAAAAGCAAUCCCAAACACCCCAUAGGUUCCCUUCUCCAAAUAUGAUCUCCCUCAUCCCUCAAAUUGUAAUGUUGUCCGUUAUCAAAAUUUACCUAAAUCUUGUUUCUUUUCACCUGACUCAUAGUCAUCUAAAGGAAAUUCGCCAGCUGAAAACUUAGAUAACCAAGCCCUUUGACAUUUUUCUCCUCGAAUCAGGUAAAUCAACGCUCUCCUUCACGUCCACCAGAGUUGAAGCUAAUAGAUUGGAGCCUCCCCUCCAACCCCUCUUCCUGUUGACGUCGACCCUUCAAUGAUUCCUCCCGUCAGUAUAAUCUCGAUCCUCUCAAGGGUUCAUAAUUCCAUAAUUCAAGCUUCAUUCCAUUGCAUCUGAAUACGCGUUGUGUUGCUAUCAUUCAGUCUUCAUAAUUCUAUGUUGGAAUCGUUGAUUGAAAUUGAAGAAAAUGAUCCAAUUUUGGUUGAGGUUCAAAUCUCGUUCCUAAAAACUUAUAUGAGACUUUUUUUGCGGACAAAAAUACCCCUGCGUGCUGAAUAUUAGAGCCAAGCUGUUAGUCCUUCAAAUCAUGAGUGAAGCAGUUCCAUCCAGCUACUUGGACCCUUCUUCUCUUGUAUAUCAAUUAGAGUCCAUUCUCGAAUCGGAUCCUUUAAUUGAUGAAGUGGGGUUUGUUCAUCCAUCCCAAUUUGCUUCCAUGAGUGACACUUCACACGCUAAUACUUCUGAUAUGGAUAUGUCUUUCUGGAGUAAAGAUCACAAACUGGGCAUCUCAACCGAAUCAAUCCACCCAUUAUACAUUGCUGCUAAGAAUGCAUUUAUGUCUUCACUACAACAAUAUAAGAUGUUGAUCCCUUUACAUUCAAAGAAAGUGGAUAAUAUCUCAGCCACUUCAUCUCCCCUAACUGGUCUUGAAAACGAACUAAUGAAGCAUAGCAGAGCGCUUUUGCUGCUGAGUUGUGAUUUUGGAACUGCAUGGAAUUGCAGAAAGGAAGUUGUCUUAAGCAAACAAAACAUUAGGCUAUAUCUUGAUGAGCUUUCACUUUCAAGUUUGGUUCUUUCAUGUUCACCAAAAAGCGAGCGUACGUGGAGCCAUAGGCGAUGGGUGAUCAAGAUGAUAGCUGGAAAGUGUACAAAUCUUGAAGAGAUUUUGAAAAACGAAUCUGAUUUAGCUAACAGAAUAGCAGAGAAGUCAAAGAUGAAUUAUCGUGCAUGGAAUCAUCGAUGUUGGUUGGUCUCCUACAUGCCCGAGAGUCAGGUGAUUGAUGAGUUAAUCAAAUAUAGAGAUUGGGCUGGAUUACAUGUUGCAGAUAACUCUUGCUUUCAUUAUCGAACUCGGUUAAUGAGCAGGACAUUAGAGGAUUCAUGGUAUAAACAAGAUUUAAAAGCAACAGAAAUUUGUCAACUUUGGAAGGAAGAGAUAACAUGGAGUGAGAUAUUAAACAAGCGUUACAUAGGUAGAGAGGCCUUAUGGCUUUACAGGCGUUUCUUGUCAGUGUGCUGGAUGAAGCAUUUUGCAGGUCAUAGUCAUACGGGUGGGAGUGGGACCCAUUUGGAUUUAUUUGUGGAAAAUGAAAUAAAACUUUUUCGAUCAUGUAAAAUGAUCCCGGAUAAUGUUUUUGAGGAUUAUCAAGCACAAGCAAUGUUUGCUGCUACUUAUAUAAUGUGGUUGAUCAAGGAAAUGGAUGAAGAUGAAGGUAUGAGGAGGAGGAGUGUAGUGGAAAAGGUAGGAGAAGAAGUGGAACAAGUGGUGAAUAAGACUUUGGAUGAAGUUGUUGGUAACAGGUUACACCAAUUGUUCAACUUAGAAGUUGUUGUAAUCCAUACAAAACUAUAG
This is a messenger RNA of Lactuca virosa, 1911 nucleotides long. NCBI's taxonomy places the organism in Eukaryota, Viridiplantae, Streptophyta, Magnoliopsida, Asterales, Asteraceae. The record is from the annotation of a GenBank genome assembly.